GCCAAGCAACCUUUGCGGGAGACUCCAAACAGACGUCACAGAAAAUCGCAUGGACAAAAUCUCGAACUAUAUAGGAAUCAGUUGAUAUUUUUAUUUUUAUUUUUGUACAGCAAACACGCCACGUAACAACCCGCCCAGCAUCCGAAACACCAGAAUCUGUCCACAUCCCUCGGCGGCCCUCUCCAAAUCAUUCAUCCAUGGCUAGCAAAGCCUCCCGCUGGGCCGUCAGCCAGGAGGACGUCGCCAAAGCGAAACAAGAACGCGAGGCCAAGCGCCGUGCCAAAGCCGCAAAGGCCGCCGCGCGCAAGGCCCAGGAAGAUACUGUCGCCCAGUCACAACUGCAGAGUCAACCACCGGCUGCCGAGAAUGGACCACCGGCAAAGAGGCGCAGGGUGACGCCCGCUCCCGAUGCCGCACAAAACGACGACGACGACGAUGGAGGUCGCGGAACAACGAACGAGCACAGGCUGCUAAGGUUGCCGGGGCCUCCGUUCGGCAAGUGCAGGAGCGUCGAGAACUAUGACAAGCUCAACGACAUUGAGGAGGGCGCCUACGGAUGGGUUGCGAGGGCGAAGGAACUGGCGACGGGCAAAAUAGUGGCCCUGAAAAGAUUGAAGAUCGACCCGAAAGAUCGGAGCGGGCUGCCUGUCACAGGGCUACGUGAGAUCCAAAUCCUCAAGGAUUGCAGCCACAGAAAUGUGGUAGAAAUGCAUGAGGUGGUGGUUGGUGACGACACCAGCAAGUUUGAAAACAUCUUUCUGGUGCUAGAGUUUCUUGAGCAUGAUCUCAAGAGCGUGUUGGAGGACAUGCCAGAGCCUUUCCUCUCGUCAGAGGUCAAGACGGUACUUCUACAGCUUGCGGCAGGCGUUGAUUACCUCCACGAAAACUUUAUCCUCCAUCGAGAUCUCAAAACCUCAAACCUCUUACUCAACAACCGCGGCCAGUUGAAGAUUGCAGAUUUCGGCAUGGCGAGGUACGUAGGUGACCCGCCGCCGAAACUGACACAGUUGGUAGUCACCUUGUGGUAUCGUGCACCAGAGCUUCUGCUUGGGACGAUCAAGUACGGCCAGGCGGUAGACAUGUGGAGUGUGGGGUGCAUAUUUGGCGAGCUGCUCACCCGUGAGCCAUUACUACAAGGGAAGAACGAAGUCGACGAGCUGACAAAGAUAUUUGAGCUUUGCGGCGUGCCGACAGAGGAGAGCUGGCCUGGGUUUCGCCGAUUGCCAAACGCAAGGUCUUUGAGGCUGCCAAAAAACCCACAGGCUGCCGGCUCUGUCAUCAGGGCGAGAUUUCCACUACUCACCGCAGCGGGGAGCGGUCUGCUUUCAGGGUUGCUAUCGUUGGACCCGGAGAGAAGGAUUACAGCCAAAGAGAUGCUGGCACACGACUAUUUCAAGCAAGAUCCAAGACCAAAGCAUGAAAGCAUGUUCCCUACAUUUCCCAGCAAGGCUGGGCAGGAGCGGAGGCGACGCCGAGACACGCCAAAUGCUCCUAUCCGGGGCCUGGCUGCUGAUCUUGGAGACGUCGAUUUUACUGGCAUCUUUGCGCGCCGCGAGAGGGAAGAGAAAGGAGCCGGGUUUCAACUUCGAAUGAUAUAGACAGAUGCGAGGCAUGACUACUGCUUCGGAAAAUUAAUAUUCGAUUGUCUGGGAUUGUCCCUGAGGAUGCUAUACAUAUCGUCUCAAUUCUUUUCUCUUAAAGUAAACCAUGAGAUAUAUGAUCCAGAUAAUGAUCCACACUCCAGAUCUUCUCCCCGUUUCUACAAUUUGUCAGAUAGAUUGUUUGCAACCAACUCCCACAUGAGAUUCGUCCGAUUUGCCAUGUUUUAAACGGCGAUGCAAACACAACCUAGACAAGAAAAAGUAUGCAUGUGCCCAACG
This is a messenger RNA of Pyricularia oryzae 70-15, 1880 nucleotides long. RefSeq names its product cmgc/cdk/pitslre protein kinase. Gene Ontology annotation, cellular component: nucleus. Gene Ontology annotation, biological process: protein phosphorylation; regulation of mitotic cell cycle. The record is from RefSeq and is a predicted model, not a curated record. Bases 198 to 1598 code for a protein of 466 amino acids. The transcript has a single exon. Lineage: Eukaryota; Fungi; Ascomycota; Sordariomycetes; Magnaporthales; Pyriculariaceae. Gene Ontology annotation, molecular function: cyclin-dependent protein serine/threonine kinase activity; ATP binding.